Molecule: messenger RNA, 1857 nt
Organism: Photinus pyralis (common eastern firefly)
Lineage: Eukaryota; Metazoa; Arthropoda; Insecta; Coleoptera; Lampyridae
Product: elongation of very long chain fatty acids protein 1-like
Exons: 6
Coding region: 94-972 (292 amino acids)
Biological process (GO): very long-chain fatty acid biosynthetic process; sphingolipid biosynthetic process; fatty acid elongation, saturated fatty acid
Cellular component (GO): endoplasmic reticulum membrane
Molecular function (GO): fatty acid elongase activity
Source: RefSeq, a predicted model, not a curated record
UUUAUACGUUCAAUUCUCGAUCACAACGCUGCAUCCGGCAGUUUACUACCUGGGGACGCUAAUUCUUUACCUUCCCAAAGCAGGGACAAUUCUAUGACCUAUGCAAAACAACCUUUGUGGAUUACCUUCGCACUUGACAAUACGCUCAUACAGCUCAUUCCAAUCGCACGCAGAUCGAAACGAGUUCGAAAAAUGGAGACUGCUACUGAAUAUUAUAACUUCAUAUUUGUUACACAUGCAGAUAAGAGGACAACUACUUGGCCACUUAUGAGUUCACCGCUGCUACCUCUCACUCUUAUCUGCGGGUACCUUUUCGCUGUGUAUCAUUUCUUACCAAAAUAUAUGACUGGAAGAAGGCCUUACCGCCUCAAAGGUUAUCUUUGGGUUUACAAUUUGGCUCAAGUAGUUUCGUGUUUCGUAAUUAUUUAUGGACUUACUGCGUCGGGAUGGAGAAUUCACCACCUCGUGGACUGUCAAGUGAUAGAUCUCUCCAAUAAUCCAAACGCAAUUCGCACGGCUCAAUGCGUAUGGUUCUACUUCGCGCUCAAGGUUGUCGAACUUACGGAAACGUUCGUAUUUAUUUUGAGGAAGAAGUAUAAGCAAGUUUCGCCUCUACACGUUUUUCACCACGCUUCCACCGUUUUCUGCGCUUGGGUCGGGGUCAAGUUUUACCCGGGAGGAAUGUCUUCAAUUCCCAUUAUUCUAAACUCAAUUGUGCAUAUCGUAAUGUACAGCUAUUAUUUCCUAUCAUCACUGGGACCAGGAGUGCAAAGAAAGUGGUUGCAGCCGAUUAAACCGAUUGUAACUCGGAUUCAGAUCAUACAAUUGCUGAUAUUAUUGGUGCUAGCGCCUCAGGCAUUCUCACCACGCUGCGCUGUACCAGAUGUCCUAAUUUAUCUAUGCGUACCAGACUUUAUAAUAAAUCUAAUACUGUUUCUAAGAUUUUACGCAAGAAGUUACAACAAAAAAUAGUUUGUACAGAUUUAAUUUUGUAGUUUUCGAUUUGAGAGUAUGCUAAAGCGAGCAAUGCGAUUAUUUUUUUCCGAUUGUGAAAUCGAAUUAUGAAUUAUUCACAGAACAGAAUCGUAAAGUAAAAAAAAUGAGUGGUUCAAUCGUUUUUGUUCCGAUGAUCAAUGUCCGGUGUUAUUUCGGAAAAAUACAAAAGUGAUUUUUAUUUCAUUCAUUCAAGAAGUCACUGUAAAAAGGUUGAAGUGGGCGAAAUCGUAGAAAAAGUCUUCGAUUCCCAUUCUACCGAGCAUAGCGGACGAUCAUUACAGCUACUAUUGCUCUUCUAGUACAAAAACAGUCACUUCAAUCGUCCAAGGUAACCUCCCACUGCAAAACUGGUCGUCUGUGAGGUGUACACAAAUUAUGGCUAUUAUUUUUUCAUCUCUAUCUAACCCGUGCGAAGAAAAAGACACAAGUUUUGCAGUGGGCUGCUACCUGCGACCGUUUUUAUUCUAGACGAUCUAUAAUUUAUAGGGGAGGAACUUCGUAACUGUUUGUUGACAUUCGAGGUUCUGUGUUGCUGAUUUUUGCCCUUUUUUUCAACAAGAAAAACAUUUGUCCACCCCAGAUUUUAUCGAGAUUGCUAUGUGCAAUGUUAAACGGCCACUAAGCCACGCACCAGCACCUGUCCAGCUAGCUCAAUUAAAACAGAGCACGUCCAGCAUCCGCCAGAACUACAGAUCUCGAUAAGAUUUUGAGAACACUCAGCAGCCUGGAUCAGCUCCACAAUUCCAAAGAAUUAUAUACAAACGCCUGGCAUAACCCUGGGUACCAAAAGGAAAAUUUAGCAUGAAAACUCUUAUCUAGGUCGUAAUUUGAGCUCGAUUAAACACACAAUAUGUUAUUACA